CCACCUGUGCCACUCUGCAGUGUCACACACCUGUGCCCAGAAGUGCCACCUACCUGUGCCCAGCAGUGCCACCCACCUGUGCCACCCACUUGUGCUGCCCACCAGUGCAGCCAGUCAGUGCCACCAUCAGUGCCCAGCAGUGAUGCCAGUCAGUGCCGUCUAUCAGUACCCAUCAUCAGUGUCACCUAUCAGUGCCGCCUAUCAGUGCUGCAUAUUAGUGCCGCCUAUCCGUGCCACCUCAUUAGUACUGCCUAUCAGUGCCCUUUAGUGCUGCCUAUCAGUGCCCAUCAGUGCUGCCUCAUCAACGCACAUCAG
This is a messenger RNA of Staurois parvus, 315 nucleotides long. NCBI's taxonomy places the organism in Eukaryota, Metazoa, Chordata, Amphibia, Anura, Ranidae. The record is from the annotation of a GenBank genome assembly.